ACAUUCAGAGUGAAGGGGUACUCAGCUCAGGCAGGCUGGGGGGUGGGGCAUUGCAGGGGGCUUUAGGGAGAGCACAAAGCAGCUGGUGAGCUUAGAUGAGGAUGCAGCAUCUGAGAACCAAGCAGAAACGGUAGAGAGAGUGCAGAUAAAACAUGAGUCCCAGAGGGCCCUAGCCAGCUGCUUCCCAGGCAAUCAGGAGCCCAGGACUGAAGACCCCACCCCUGUGGUGACAUCAUAGGGGAAUGGGGUGGAGAUGAAUAAAAAGGGUGUCCCCCACCCUGGCCCUGGACUCUUGGCAGUCAGAGUGUCAAGAGCUGAGAGAGAGCCUGGGCAUUGGGCUAGGGUUGCCUGGCUUACAGGAACAGGUUCUUCCUCCAGCCCCUCUAAGCUGUCCCUUCCAGGCCUUGAUCGCCGUCUCCCUGUCCUGAGAACCUCGCUGUCCUGAGGCUGCCAUCAAGCCCCUUCAGAGUGGCCCCAAGCACUCUCAGCAUGAACUGCAUAUCAGACUUCUUUACCUACGAGACCACCAAGUCAGUGGUCGUGAAGAGCUGGACCAUUGGGAUUAUCAACAGGGCAGUUCAGCUUCUGAUCAUCUCCUACUUUGUGGGAUGGGUUUUCUUGCACGAGAAGGCAUACCAAGUGCGGGACACAGCCAUUGAGUCCUCGGUGGUAACCAAGGUGAAGGGUUUCGGACGCUAUGCCAACAGAGUCAUGGACGUGUCUGAUUAUGUGACCCCACCCCAGGGCACCUCCGUCUUUGUCAUCAUCACCAAGAUGAUCGUUACUGAAAACCAGAUGCAAGGAUUCUGCCCAGAGAACGAGGAGAAGUACCGCUGUGUGUCUGACAGCCAGUGUGGACCUGAGCGUUUCCCGGGUGGGGGGAUCCUCACUGGCCGCUGCGUAAACUACAGCUCUGAGCUCCGGACCUGUGAGAUCCAGGGCUGGUGCCCCACAGAGGUGGACACCGUGGAAAUGCCUAUCAUGAUGGAAGCGGAGAACUUCACCAUUUUCAUCAAGAACAGCAUCCGUUUCCCCCUCUUCAACUUUGAGAAGGGGAACCUCCUGCCCAACCUGACAGCCAGGGACAUGAAGACCUGCCGUUUCCAUCCUGAAAAGGCUCCUUUCUGCCCCAUCUUGCGGGUGGGGGAUGUGGUCAAGUUUGCAGGGCAGGAUUUUGCCAAGCUGGCCCGCACGGGUGGAGUUCUGGGCAUAAAGAUUGGCUGGGUGUGCGAUUUGGACAAGAGCUGGGACCAGUGCAUCCCCAAAUACUCCUUCACUCGGCUGGACAGCGUUUCUGAGAAAAGCAGCAUCUCCCCGGGGUACAACUUCAGGUUUGCCAAGUACUACAAGAUGGAGAAUGGCAGCGAGUACCGCACGCUCCUGAAGGCUUUCGGCAUCCGCUUCGACGUGCUGGUGUAUGGGAACGCCGGCAAGUUCAACAUCAUCCCCACCAUCAUCAGCUCCGUGGCGGCCUUUACUUCAGUGGGAGUGGGGACAGUCCUCUGUGACAUCAUCCUGCUCAAUUUCCUCAAGGGGGCCGACCAAUACAAAGCCAAGAAAUUUGAAGAGGUGAACGAGGCAACACUGAAGAUCGCCAACCCAGAGUUCUCCAGGGACCAGGCCACAGAGGAGAAGCAGUCCACGGACUCAGGGGCUUACUCCAUUGGCCAUUGAUGCCCCACACUCACCCUUGGGCUCCAGGCCUCCCCAACAGGGAGCCCCACUGGCAAGGGGG
Molecule: messenger RNA, 1735 nt
Organism: Marmota flaviventris (yellow-bellied marmot)
Lineage: Eukaryota; Metazoa; Chordata; Mammalia; Rodentia; Sciuridae
Gene: P2rx3
Product: purinergic receptor P2X 3
Biological process (GO): calcium ion transmembrane transport; response to ATP
Cellular component (GO): plasma membrane
Molecular function (GO): extracellularly ATP-gated monoatomic cation channel activity; purinergic nucleotide receptor activity; ATP binding
Source: RefSeq, a predicted model, not a curated record